CCGAUUUUGUUAUACUUCCCCUAACUGACAGGUACAUGAUGCUGAAGAUUUCGGCCUACAUACACUGAAACUAUAUUAUCGAAUAACGGGAAGGAAACUAAAAAAGAUGUGAGGACAAGGUGGGGGUCAUUAAAAAGCAUGUGUUAUACUCAAACUGAGGCUGGGAACUCUGCACGGGACACUAGGCGUGGAGAACAGCCCUAGAGAUGCCCGGUGCACCACCGUUGCCUCAAAGGAGUGAUAGCUUGCCAAGUAGUAUAACGCCCCCCGUGCCCCCCAAACCCGCCACACAUCAGCUGCCUAGCUUUAGACCUGUGAGUGUAUCUAAAGAAGAAAGUCAUGCCAAGCCCAAAGUCUUGAAAUCAAAAUCGUAUGGAAAUUUGAAAAAAAUGGCUACUUUGGAGCAUUUGAAUAUUGAGUCGUCCAUAGUGCAGGACUUUGAGUAUAAAAGUCAUUACAAGCAUAGCUUCAAAACCUUUUUGGAAUUCUAUGAAAAAGAUCAAUUAUGUGACGUAGAAAUCAAAGUUGGGGAAAAAUCUUUUCGAUGCCAUAGGAUGGUUUUAGCUUGUGUUAGUCAAUAUUUUCGCAUCAUGUUCAUGUCUGAGAUGUCGGAGAGUCGACAGGAAACAAUCACAAUUCACGACAUUGAUGAAAGUGCAAUGGAAAAGCUCAUAAAGUUUGCAUAUACUUCAAAAAUUCAUCUUAGUGUAGACACAGUGCAGCCGAUUCUGUACGCUGCUUCAAUACUCCAAAUAGAAACUGUUGCUAAGGCCUGCUGUGAGUUCAUGAAAAAGCAUCUUCACCCGACCAAUUGUAUCGGUGUUCACAACUUCGCAGAACAACAUAACAGAACAGAGUUAAUGAAAAUGGCGGAUGAUUAUAUUCUUGAAAAUUUCUUGGAAGUCGUAGAAACAGAAGAAUUUAAAAAUGUCUCGGUGAAGCUUAUGUGUACAAUAAUGGCGUCCUCUGAUCUCAAUGUCAGCAAUGAAAUUGAGGCUUAUGAGUCGGUGAUAAAAUGGGUAAAGAGCAAUCCUGAAAAUCGGAAAAAAAAUUUGGCUGAACUUUUGUCCCAUCUAAAACUGCCGUUACUCAGUGUGCAGUACCUACAGAAGCAUGUCGCUACGGAGGAACUCAUCAAGCAUGACCUCGCGUGUCGUGACCUUCUUGAUGAGGCUAAGUACUAUAAAAUGUCUGUUGCCAACUUACUCACAGAUAUCAGCAUUUCUGAAAGGACGAGGCCAAGGAAAAGCUAUGCAGGUGUUCUGUUUUGUGUCGGUGGGCGAGGAGCCUCUGGUGAUCCCUUUAAAAGUAUCGAGUGCUAUGACUACCGGAAAAACAGAUGGUUCCAAGUGUCGGAGAUGAACACUAGGCGGCGCCAUGUCGGUGUGUGCUGCGCUUCAGACCUUCUUUACGCUGUUGGAGGACACGAUGGCACUAAACACCUCAACUCCGGGGAAGUCUUUGAUCCCAAAUCCAACACCUGGACAAGUAUUUCACCCAUGUCAACACCUCGGCGUGGCAUUGCCUUGGCCUGUCUAGGAGGUCCGAUUUAUGCUGUGGGAGGGCUGGAUGAUUCAACCUGUUUUAACACUGUGGAAAGGUUUGAUCAAAGUUCCGACUCCUGGACAUUUGUAGCCUCCAUGAACACUCCUCGCGGAGGAGUGGGUGUGGCAACAUUGAAUGGUUGCCUCUAUGCUGUCGGUGGUAAUGACGGAGUUUCCUCCCUUGAUAAGUGUGAGAUGUAUAACCCCUUCAAUAAUAAGUGGUCAUUUAUUGCCUCAAUGAAUCGACACAGAGCCGGAGCAGGGGUGGCUGUUCAGGACGGUUACAUAUAUGUCGUUGGAGGGUUUGACGACAAUGCACCUCUCGAUUCAUGUGAGCAGUAUGAUCCCAGGACAGAUAAGUGGACGACGGUGGCGAGUAUGUCCUGUUGUCGCGGCGGAGUCGGCGUGGGAACUAUGGGUGGGCGAUUGUAUGCUGUAGGGGGACACGAUGGAACAAACUAUCUCAGCUCCGUAGAGGCCUACGACCCACUUAUAGACAGCUGGAAAACUAUGACGGACAUUUGUAAUUGCCGAGCAGGAGCGGGCCUAGCCUUCUGUAACCUGUGUCCUGUCGCCCUGCAGCAGUCGAGUAGUCAGGUGAAGGAACAACUCCACUGUAUGUAGGAGGAGUCUGUGGAAUUAUGGGAGGAGCCAAGUGAAUCAUGGGGGGAAUAUGUGGAAUUAUAGGAGGAUCUUAUUGAAUUUUGGGAGGGGCCAAGUGAUAUUGGGAGGAACCUAUUGAAAUGUGGGAGGAGUCAAAAGUAAUUAAGAGAGCUUAAUAAGGCAUUGGAGGAGUGAUCUGUAUUAUGGAUAUGCUGUCUCAAGUGUUUUUCUGUAACCCUGACACUAUCAAUCUUGAUAUAUAAAUAUCACAAACAAGUGUUUCUACACCAGUACGACAAUACUGCUGAUAUGUAUGUUAGGAACUAAAGAAACCAAGUUUAGCAAAUUAAAGGAUGAAUAGAUUUAUUCGUGGAUUCUAGUCUUGUUAAGUAAAGGAAUUAACCUGUGUGAGUAUAAAGAGGAAGAGCUGAUUUCUUUAAUAGAUUAGAGGAAGGAGUUAUCUCCCUUUCAAGGAUUAGAGGAAGGAGUUAUCUCCCUUUAAUGGAUUAGACGGAGGAGCUAUCUCCCUUUGAAUGAUUAAAGGGAGGUGUUAACCUCAUAAAUGGAUGUUGAUGUCUUAAAUGAAGGUUUGAACUUUAAAAGGGAGGAAUGGACCCCUGCAGUGUAAUAAGGGGAGGUAAUUUAAGGGGAAGAUUCUCACAAGGAGAAGAGAAUGGCAAUACGUAAGUUUUAAUUUUGCUGUGACAUUUUAUCAACAUGCUCUGUAUUUUCAAACACACUUGCAUUCAAAGGGCAACUAUGCCCAGUACAUGGUGACCAGAAAAUGUAGGCAAAGGAGGAAGUGAAAUGGAAGAGAAAGAUAGGAAAUGGAGAAGAAAAGAAGAUGAGUAGAAGGAAUAGGAAGGAGCUAUCAGUUCUGCAAUGUUCCUGCUUGACCUUUAACAGAGGUCUCUCGUAUGGAAAGUUUGGUGUGUAAUAAGUGAACAUAUCUCAAUGUGCAAUAAAGACUGCUCAAAAUAGUGUGAUAGUUGUGUGGCCAAAAUCUGUUGUAAAUAUAUAGUUGAAAAGUUAUUUGCCAAAUACUGCAUUUAGUGACUACUUGUAUAGUGAAGGCUUGCUGCAUUUUUAACCUAUUUUUGUCAAUUUUCUUUUGAUUUAUGAUGUAUCCAACAGUAAGUGUAUUAGGGUGGAAUAUAUAAUGUUGGUGAGACAAUGCUGCAAAAACAUUUUUUCCAAAAAGUUUUGAAUGGCAAGUUAGGUGUAUUCCAAGAUAAUAUACAAACAUAUGUUGAUUAUAUCUAUUCUACCACAUCAAAUGUAACAUAAUGCAUUUUCACCAGACUAAGUGACAGGGAUAGAGAGGAUUGGUCAUUUUCACCAGACUAAGUGACAGGGAUAGAGAGGAUUGGUCUUGAAUAGUGUUGUGCAUACAUCCAUAGUCUGUUAUCAAUAAUCCCUGGUUGUUGGCCAAAAAUCAAUGACUUUAUAAGGCUGAUGUGGGAUGAUUAUUUCAAUUUCAAUUAAUUAUUAUCUCUAACAUUGUACAGUGAAAGAAUGCUACUUUAAAAAUAACAUGGUGACCAGCUCUGCUGAAUUUUAAGGUAUUCGCCAACAACCUAAGACCUGUUUUGGAUGAUUCAGAUAAUUUUGGCGUAAACCCCAGUAAAUGUAAAGUAACAAACAGUAGAUCAGAACAUUGCUAAUUUGAGAACCUAUCGUUGUUUCAUAACAACAUCACAACAAUGAGUAUGACAUCAAAAGUUUUACUUGUGCAGGUCCAUGUAAUAUAGGAUAUAUAUUCAUGUGUAUACAUAUUUUAGCUGUAAUGAUGCACGAAAUAUUCAUUCUUGCAGUAAUCAUUUUCUUUACAACAUCACAAAACCAGUUCUGUAUCAAAGAUUUGUACAUCCCUCAAAGAAAUGAACAAAGAUGAUAAAAAAGUGAUCAAAGCGUUGUGAUGUUGAGGUCUAAGUACUGACCAUUACGUCUUAAAUCAACAUAUCCACGAUCAAGUACUGACCAUUACGUCUUAAAUCAACAUAUCCACGAUCAAGUUCCUGAAAAAAAGGACAAAACUUUUGAAGAUACAAGAUGAUAUUGUAAAUUUUGUAAAUUUUUGUUUCUUUGUCGUGUGAAAUAGAGACUUUGAAACUAUAAAAGGGGUUUUGUAUUUGAAAUUUGUUUUAUCCUGAUCUGUGAGAUUCCCGCUCUAGACCAGUUCACUGGUUUGUUGAUGUUGUUUUAAGAGUUUCCUCACCUUUCUACCCACGUAUUAAUAAAUCUGGGUUGUUCAAAAGUUACGAAAUAUAUUACCUAAAAGAUAUGUGUCUUAAUUUAAUUAAAAAAACAUAUCUAUAAUUCAGUAAAAAUAUUUAUGUUUUAAAUUUAAAUAUUUUGGAAUUUGUGACAUCGUAUGCUAUAUUUUUAUACAGUGCAACAUUGACUGUAUAAGGAAAGAGAACAUGUCUGAUCCAAAUGAUUAUUAUAUACAUGUAAUUUAAAAAAAAAAUGUAAUAUCAAAGUAUGGUUUUUACAUUGAUUGACCUUUGAAUAGUCAAAAUAAGCAAAGAAUACAGGUAUUAUUUAACUGCAAAUAGUUUUCAAGGAAAACAAGUUAUGGAAAAGAAAAAUGUUAAGUAGCCUUCAAAUAAAAGUAAAUCUGUUGAAUGUUGUGUCUUAACACAUUCACCCCUGAAGACACAUUUGAACUCUUCCGAUUCAAAGGUUGGAAUAGUUCAUUAUGAAAUUUUGAAUGAGUUGAUAUUUGGAAUAACCCUGACUUUGACCAACACCUGACUAUAAGGACAGAGUUUUAUUCUGUUACCUAGCAUUAUCAUACACUUAAUGUAAGAGGUUCAUGUGCAAGAUCAUUGAUGUUGAAAAAGGACUAUUUAGUUUGGAAGAUAGCACGAGUUGAAGGGAAACCUGUGGAAGAUUAAUGUGGCUCAAUCUUAUAGGUUUAAUUGCCAAUACCUAAUGUUUGUUAUUAUUUAUUGUCACUGUUGGUGUACAGACAGUCUGGCCUCACUUGAAAUUGAUGAAACUGAUCGCAAUCACAGGCAGAAACUAUUUGUUGAAUAAUUAUGUGUAAGGGAAUUCUAGUCAGUUUAUGGGACUAUACUGUAAAGUCUUUUUUCUGCAUUCACUAAUUUUGGCGGAUUUGGCUAAAUGGGCAAUUUAACGGGGCCUCUUGUUUGUGAAUUCCUGUUUAAGUGGCCAUUUCACAUGGCACUACAUGUACAGUAUAGAAAGAUUGUAUUCUUCCUGAUAUUAGCUGGUUGCCUCUCAUUGAAAAAUAGUUACCGCGAAAAUUAGAACCCAGUGAAAAAGACAAAUUUACAAUACAUUUUAAUUGGUCUAUUGAUAUGAGUGUAAAUAUGUAAAAAAAAAUGCAAUAACUUAUAAGUGUCCAACAGGUUUUGUUGAAAUGUCAGUGUUGUUUAUAUUAAUCAUGUUAAUUUAUCAGGAAAACUUCAUUAACUUAUUCACCCCUGAAGAUACAUUUGAACUCUUCCAAUACAAAGGCUGGAACAGUUCAUUAUAAGAUUUCAGAGGUGAAUGAGUUAAGCUAUCCUAUACACUAGCUCAUUGGUAUAGUUUCACUAAUCACUAUCAGACAAGUUCUUAAAAUAAGUGUUCAUCUAAAGCAGAAAUAAUUAUUGUUUUCCAUCAUUAUUAUCAUAUCUUAAUUUUCAAAGAAGAGAUGACCAGACAACAUAAAGUCUUGACAAAUUUAAUCCAGUUUACAUGUUUCGGCCACAUUGUUCUGCUGACAGCCGACCUAGUGGGACGAAACAUGUGAACUUGAUCAAAUUUGCCGAGACUCCCCAUCUGAUGUUGUCUGGUCAUCUCUCCUUUGAAUUUCUGUUACUCUCAUGGCCGGACUAGUGAAUUUCUGUUACUCUCAAUGCCGGACUAGUGAAUUUCUGUUACUCUCAUGGCCGGACUAGUAAAUUUCUGUUACUCUCAUGGCCGGACUGUUGAAUUUCUGUUACUCUCAUGGCCGGACAAGUGAAUUUAUGUUUCUCAUGGCCGGACUAGUGAAUUUCUGUUACUCUCAUGGCCGGACAAGUGAAUUUCUGUUCCUCUCAUGGCCGGACUAGUAAAUUUCUGUUACUCUCAUGGCCGGACUAGUGAAUUUCUGUUACUCUCAUGGCCAGACUAGUGAAUUUCUGUUACUCUCAUGGCCGGACUAAUAAAUUUCUGUUACUCUCAUGGCCGGACAAGUGAAUUUCUGUUACUCUCAUGGCCGGACUAGUGAAUUUCUGUUACUCUCAUGGCCGGACUAGUGAAUUUCUGUUUCUCUCAUGGCCGGACUGUUGAAUUCCAUUGAGGAAUCCAUCAACCGGAGUAUGCAGAACUUCACUGAACAUCCACAAGUGGAUCUCAUUUUUACUUGUAUAUCUAAAAUUUGUAAUUGAGCAGUCCAGAGAGGGUCCACUUUGGUGUGAAUAGAAGUUACAGGUACAGCAUUACUGUGAGGGUGAUUUUUAUGUCAAAUAGGGGUUCCAUGACAACCUACAAGUUUUAGUGAAGAAUUUGAAUACUGUUUUUUCGGUAAAAAAAAAAGAACUAAAAAUACUCAUUUUGAACUGAUACAUUGUAACACUAUCAGUAAAGGUGUUCAGUGAUGUGUCGUGUAUGUGCUUAUAUUUCCUGCAUGUGUAAUAUUUGAAAACCCCACCUGCGCAGGUACUUAUAUAGAGUUCAAACCUUGCUAUGAUUUAAAAAUUCAAGAAGUCAAAAGUGAUAUGUUCAUUUACUAGGUUAAUAUACAAUUCAAUCAAAAUACAUUUUAACAGUUUUUGUGUAAAACACAAAAUAUGAUGAAGUUGGAAUUUGGAUUAAUUUCCCCGAUCAAUCAUGGUCAAUAAGAUAAAAAAAAAAAAAAGACUUCCUUAUAUGCUUUUUUAAAAAUCCAGAUUUUUUAUUUCUUGAACAUUUGCAUUUGAAUGAUAUUUACACUUUUCCGGUAAGAAUCUGAAAAAGUCAAAAUUGGUUAUGAAAUAUAGUUGUGUUAUGCCAGUAUGAUCAGCUGUUUGAUUCAGGAAUACCUGGUUUCAUUGCAAACAUCAUUUUUAGACACUGAGUAUCAGUUUUCCAUUUAUCAUGAACUUAACGGUACAUCAUGUUUGAAUAAUACAUUAGAAUGCGAUUUCUGUGAAAAAUAAACUUGUUUAGAUGA
Mizuhopecten yessoensis (Yesso scallop) is the source of this 7293-nucleotide messenger RNA. RefSeq names its product kelch-like protein 8. Lineage: Eukaryota; Metazoa; Mollusca; Bivalvia; Pectinida; Pectinidae. Gene Ontology annotation, molecular function: protein binding. Bases 207 to 2168 code for a protein of 653 amino acids. The transcript is spliced from 8 exons. The record is from RefSeq and is a predicted model, not a curated record.